Anopheles bellator is the source of this 2259-nucleotide messenger RNA. It is a transcript of the gene chic, whose product is annotated as profilin. Gene Ontology annotation, cellular component: cell cortex. The transcript has 4 exons. The record is from RefSeq and is a predicted model, not a curated record. Gene Ontology annotation, molecular function: actin monomer binding. NCBI's taxonomy places the organism in Eukaryota, Metazoa, Arthropoda, Insecta, Diptera, Culicidae. The coding region runs from base 284 to 664 and encodes 126 amino acids.
AGACCGCUGGCAAAAAGGAUAUUUGUUCAGUGCAGAUUGGCGAGCGGCAUUCUGUCGCCGAGAUCUAGGUGUCCUUCUUGCAAAGUCGGCAUUUUUGUCAACACCGCCAGUGGACAGUGCAGACAUUGGCGUGGUGUGCAUAAAGGCGUUAGCGUGAACAAGCAAUAGAGAAAGAAGUAGCUCGAAAGCUAUAAAUAAAAGGAAGUUACCGGAUCCAAGUGUCCCGGAAACAGGAAGCAGAGCAGUAACGCAUCCCCAUCGUAGAGAUUUAUAAAUCGUAAACAUGAGCUGGCAGGAUUACGUCGACAAUCAGCUUCUCGCUUCCCAGUGCGUGUCAAAGGCGGCCAUCGCUGGACACGAUGGUGGUGUAUGGGCCAAGUCGGAAGGUUUCGAGGUGUCGAAAGAGGAGCUGGCCAAAAUAGUACAGGGCUUCGACAAAACCGAACUGCUCACAUCCGGCGGCGUGACACUAGCUGGCCAGCGUUACAUUUACCUCUCCGGUACCGACCGAGUGAUCCGUGCCAAACUGGGCAAGACGGGGGUACACUGCAUGAAGACACAACAGGCUGUUAUAGUAUCGAUCUACGAGGAACCCGUGCAGCCGCAACAGGCGGCAUCCAUAGUAGAAAAGCUGGGAGAUUAUCUAAUUACCUGUGGUUAUUAGAAGGAAAUAGAAAUGUUCUAGUGCGGCGGUGGAGGAAGAAGGCUGAGGGGAGUAGCAGCAGCAGCAGCAGCAGCAUAACGGACGGCGGCGCUCAGGAUGAGAAGUGAAAAAACACACACGGGCGUUCCGGCCGGUGUCGGUGAAAAUAGGAAGAACUAAGGGACGGAGAUGGUGGGAGAAGCAUUAGUGACGACGGGAGGCGCACGGACGGCAGAAGCCGCCCACCGCCGAAGACGCCGCUAGUGUGGUGCCGUUGUCCGCGCGAGAUAAGCACACAGGGUCGUGUCCUGCGAAGCGAUGAGAGGAGAGCGAUGAAAACAGGGGGCCAGCAGCGCGAGAGUUGAUAUGCUUAAAACACAUGAUCAGCGGAAAGGAAAAGAGCGAAAAUGAAAAGAAAAACAAGUAAAUAAAGAAAGAGGGAGAGAGAAACGGAGAGACACAAGAAGAGAAAGAGAGAAAACCCGGUGGCGUGUGAGACAGAAACAAACAGAAAAAACAGAAGAAGGAAAGCAACAACGGAACAGAUACUUUCAUACAGCUUUUUUAUAAUUUAAACACUAGAAACACACUUGAAUAAAGGAGAAGUGUAAGCGAAAGAGGAAGAAGACCUAAAACAACAACAGAUGGAAAUCAACACUCAUACAACUGUGCUGGGUGAAUGAUUCAAUUGAACAAUCGAAGGAAAGAACUACAGCAGCAGCACGCCAACAACAACACCCGGAACUCCGGCCAGCAGAGAGUGUGUCUGUAUGGGUGCAACGAAUGUCAUUUGAGAAGUGCGCCACACACAGCACUCUGAUGCUUCUCUUCUCUUGUUGGCUGUGUCCUUUUAUGCUGUCGCCAUGGAUUCAGCGGAUUUUUGAACCUCAUCCAACCAACCGAUUCCAAUUCCUCGCUCUCUCUUUCUCUCUAUCUCUCUUUUUGUCUCUCUGUACAUUAGCAAAACACCAGCCGCCCCCGAAAAAGGCAGGAAGCUGCCGGAAGGUAACGUACGACCUGUGUGUAUUCUUGCUCUGACAGACGGGGGGGCCAUCAGGAACACAGCUACCAGGCGGGGAAGAUUAGAGCAGAGCAAAAGUAGUGAAAGGCGAAGAUCUCGCGCAAAAUGAGCCGCAAAGAAAGGGGAACAGGAAAGAGCACAAGAACGGACGCGGGAGGACGAACGUAAGGGAAGCAUAGACACCACAUACCGCAACAGCAGCAGCAGGACGUAAGCAUAUGACGCGUGACACUCAGGACACGGACGGACGCGAGACUGAGAUUGACGUAGCAUUGGUGGGGAAAAUUACACGGAAGAGGCGCGCAUUACACGAGGUUGUCGACGGAGAGAGAAAAAAGAGGAAACUAACAUUAGAAGAACUCCCGCGUGGGUGGUGGUCGUAGUAGUAGAGCCAGCCACGAAGCCAACCUGUCGGCUGGCCGAGUGAAUCGCGCGCACGCAGCAGCGGACGGGAAGAGGAAAUUAAUAAUAAAACAAAAAAAAACUAUUGAUAAUACUGUGUAAGCUUACAUAUUUUGUCUUUUUUUGCCUAAAUGGUGUGUAAAAUGUGGCUAAACGAAUAAAGGAGAAAACAUAAAACAGCAAAACAACUACA